ACGUGUUCAGAACGACCGCAGAAAUGAUCGCUUUAUUCUCGCCCUGCAUGUUUGGAGAUCAAGUGCACUGCGAGGUGCGACGGCUGAGGGAACUGCUCGCUUCUAGGCUGUACGAGAAUAAGCUUGAUAAAUCGGGCCGCAGCGCUGCGCGCGCGCUCCUCGCGCUGACCGAGGCGCAGGACCUGUCGUUCUCCCUGCUGCGGAUGUUUCAAGUCGACAUAUCUCUGCCCUUCAAGUUCAUCGGCUUGCUCGUCACAUAUCUUAUCAUUUUACUGCAAUUCGAAAAAGUUAUUAAUCCCACACCUACGAGUACUUCAACAGAAAUGACAUUACAUAAUAUCUAUCCCUAAAUUAAAA
This is a messenger RNA of Ostrinia furnacalis (Asian corn borer), 357 nucleotides long. RefSeq names its product gustatory receptor 68a-like. The record is from RefSeq and is a predicted model, not a curated record. Gene Ontology annotation, biological process: sensory perception of taste. Bases 24 to 350 code for a protein of 108 amino acids. Gene Ontology annotation, cellular component: membrane. Lineage: Eukaryota; Metazoa; Arthropoda; Insecta; Lepidoptera; Crambidae. The transcript has 2 exons.